AUGGUAUCUUCACUGACCGCGACCGUUUUCACCGUUGCCGCUGCGUUCGCCGCCGGUUCCCCUGAGGCUCGUCAGCUAUCCACGGGAGUGUGCUACGCGCCGUGGCAUCACCCGUACGUCAACUGGGACGUCCUGGCCAAGGACAUGGCGCAGGUCUCGCAGCACUUCUCCAGCAUCCGCACGUACGAGUCUCGAUUCAGCGGAUUCAACGUCGUCGACGUGGCUGCAGCUGCGAACCUCCACGUCGCGGUCGGCGUGCAACUCGGCAACCCGCAGAUCAUCGACGCGGAGAUUCAGGCGGUUUGCGACGGCUACGCGCGCAACCCGUGGGCUGUCGAGGCCGUCUACGUCGGUAACGAGAACCUCCAGAACGGCGGCUUUGGCUCGUACUCGGCCGAGCAACUUGCCGGUUACAUUCGUCGAGUUAAAAGCUGCGUGGGCAACACGCCGGUGGGUUCCGCCCAGCGUAUCAACGAGUGGCUUGGAGCUCCUGGCGCGUGGACACUCGCGAACUCCUGCGACAUCAUCGGGGUGAACAUCUACCCGUUCUUCACGCCUGGAUCGCAGUCGUCUCUGAAGAAGCUGGAGACUCAGUGGGACCAAAUGGUGUCCAAGUUCGGCCCGAACAAGCUGCACCUGACCGAGACGGGCUACCCGUACGCUGGUGAGACGUACUCUGGCAACGUUCCUUCGAUUGGUGCGAUGACGCAGUACUUCUGGGACUACGUGUACGGGUUUGCAGGCGGCAAGGGCCAGUCGUACUGGUUCAUGAUGUACGAUCAGACGGUGAGCUACUCCGGCGCGGAGUACGAGAAGCACUUUGGCCUCUUCGGCACAGAUAUGCCGCAGCACAUUAGCCUGCCCUAAACAGUCAGGAGUGAAACAAGAGACCAAAGUUUUGAAAGCAUGUUGGCGUGAAAUAUCAAAAUUGACGCGUGCUUUUACUUCGAAGUAAUAACGAAGUUGCCGGAGUUAAUAAUUAGCCGUGAAC
This is a messenger RNA of Phytophthora sojae, 991 nucleotides long. RefSeq names its product exo-beta-1,3-glucanase-like protein. The transcript has a single exon. The record is from RefSeq and is a predicted model, not a curated record. Lineage: Eukaryota; Oomycota; Peronosporomycetes; Peronosporales; Peronosporaceae. The coding region runs from base 1 to 867 and encodes 288 amino acids.